This is a messenger RNA of Musa acuminata AAA Group (dessert banana), 510 nucleotides long. RefSeq lists its product as uncharacterized. The coding region runs from base 1 to 510 and encodes 169 amino acids. NCBI's taxonomy places the organism in Eukaryota, Viridiplantae, Streptophyta, Magnoliopsida, Zingiberales, Musaceae. The transcript has 2 exons. The record is from RefSeq and is a predicted model, not a curated record.
AUGCUUCCGCCGCACGAGAUUGUGGCGAGGGCUUCCGGGAAUGGGUCACCGAUGAUCCCCUUCUCGGUGUUGAAGGGAGCCGGGAGGACUCUCAAGGGGAGGGAUCUGCGCCGGGUUCGCAAUGUCGUGCUGCAGAAGACAGAACGCCCUAAUGCCCUACUCCCCGCCGCCGCCGCCACCACCUUACUAGCGGCACCCUGUGCGGCGGGGCGAGGGUGCUGCCCUCGCCUGCAGGCGGCACGCCCGCUGGCGGCGCUGCCGCUGCAAGUGGGUGCCCUCGCGGGCACCGCCACCUCCGCGGGCGGUUCUGCCGGCGGGGCAGCGCCCGCAGGCGGUGCUUCCCCUGUGGGCGUCACCGCCUCCGUGGGCGGUUCUGCUCGUGGGGCAACGCCCGCAGGCGGCGCUGUCCCACUUGGCGACCACCCCUGUGGGGGGGUUUCGCCCGCGGGAGCAGCAACGGCAGGCGCCGCUGCCUUGCGGCGCCUCACCCUACGGGAGAAGCGAUCGUAG